AUGGCGUUGUCCUUCGCAGCCGAUCAUCCGUGUGAAGUAUUCCUACCGCAGAAUUUCUACAAAUACUUCAACAUUCUGUUCGGUGUCUUUCUAGAGCUCUAUCUCUUUGUUCAGUCGGCCAUGGCUUUUGAGAGAGCGAUCGCUACCAUCUACGUGUGCUCGUACGAGUACAUGAAAGUGUAUCCGGCAAUCAUCGCAGCAAUAUCAGCGAUAUUGAUCGCAUUGGGUAGUCAAGUGUUUUUGUACAACGGCAAAAAGUUCACACAACCACAACUAAGUGUACUAAAUCCACCGGCUGAGGUCUACGAUAGGAUAAACGGUCUUCUAAUAUUCAACGAGGUCACCUGUGGACUCACCACUGCAUCAAUGAUUGUACUAGUGAUUGUGAAUAUGAAGCGAGAGAAAAGGGCCAUCGGCGACUUAUCACGACGAUUCCAGACCGAGGAGAACAUUGACACCACGAAAUUUAUCGCCAAAAUAUCAUUGAUUCAGACAUUUUCCUACACAUCACAGUCACUUGGUAGUUUGAUGUUGAGGCUUGUCGAGAAAUCCAUUCUUAGCACCCAAACGCUACCGAUAAGGACAACACUGAAGUUGGCCAUCUAUGGGAUGCCCUUAUAUACGUUGGUCAUGUCGAUCGUAAUCGAGUGCAGUACUCGAACCUCAGCCUCGUAUCGUCGAAAUCGAUUCAAAUCAGUUGUGAUUGUGAAAAAUCAGGGACAUACCUACGCGAAUUUCCUAUCAAAACAAUGGCAUAUGGAUGGAUCGGAUUUUCGCUGA
Molecule: messenger RNA, 780 nt
Organism: Ostertagia ostertagi
Lineage: Eukaryota; Metazoa; Nematoda; Chromadorea; Rhabditida; Trichostrongylidae
Source: the annotation of a GenBank genome assembly